AUGACCGCCUCACCGCCAGCGUCACCGACGGGCGCGACCCCGCGGCCCAUCAGUGCUGUCAUGCGCACUCCACGCAGUACCAGUCGCCUCAGCAUGAGCAGCAGACAAGGGAGUCGUGCAUCAGACGAGGUUGGCAAGACUGCAGUCAAAGUUGCUGUCCGUGUACGACCACCAUUGAAACCCACCGACCCCGGCUACGAUUUAGUUCCCCAGCGAUUCCAGCGUUCGAUGGUCCAAUCGGUCGAUUCCAAUAAUCUGUCUGUUGAUGUGCCUAAUGCCCAGAAGUGGUUUACCUUUGACCGCAUUUUCCCCGAAACGACUGAGCAGGAGGGCAUCUGGGAAUAUGUGAGCGAUAGUUUGACCUCGUUUCUUCAAGGAUAUAAUGUCUCGAUCAUGGCAUAUGGCCAGUCUGGUGCUGGAAAGUCCUUUACCAUGGGUACCUCGGGCCCCAAUGAGCAGAUUGCGCAAAAUAUGGGUAUUAUUCCCCGGGCCGCACAGGUCUUGUUCGAUAAAUUAGACGGUCCCCCUAAACACAACAGAAAUAGCUCGACUGCCACCGGCUUGCGAACACCCCAGCGAUACUCUAUGAGCUCGGCUGCAAGCUUUGGAAAAUCGCACCAAGAGAAAGAGAAGACCUGGCAGCUGAAAGCGACCUAUGUCGAGAUUUACAACGAGCAUCUGAGAGACCUACUGCUCCCGGAUUCAACCCCCGCGAGUGACCGGAGCAACGUGACAAUCCGAGAAGAUACCAAGGGUCGCAUCAUCUUGACCGGCCUGCACCAAGUCGAGAUUAAUUCUUUCGACGACCUGAUCGGCGUCUUGAACUUUGGAUCCGCCAUCCGACAGACAGAUUCCACCGCAAUCAACGCCAAAUCGUCUCGGUCGCACGCCGUCUUUAGUUUAAACUUGGUCCAACGCAAGACCACGGGGGCUCCAGCAACUCCUACACCGAAGGAGAAGCGCAUGUCUAUGCCCGCUGAUUCCUUCAACUCCGGCGACUCAAUUACUGUGGAUAGCAAGCUGCAUUUUGUUGAUUUAGCGGGAAGCGAACGGCUGAAGAACACCGGAGCGUCUGGUGAACGUGCUAGAGAGGGAAUUUCCAUCAACGCUGGUCUAGCAGCCCUUGGAAAAGUCAUCUCGCAACUUUCAAAGCACCAGGGUUCCCACGUUUCUUACCGUGAUUCUAAACUCACCCGACUCCUCCAGGAUUCCCUUGGUGGGAACGCCUAUACCUACAUGAUUGCUUGCGUGACUCCGGCAGAGUUCCACCUUAGUGAGACUCUGAACACCCUCGAAUAUGCUCAGCGUGCUAGGAAAAUCCAAAGCAAGCCGCGGAUUCAACAAACCAGCGACGAUGGUGACAAGCAAGCUUUGAUUGACCGGUUGAAGACGGAGGUGGCUUUCUUGCGUCAACAAAUUCGCAGCAGUGAAGCAACGGAACGAAGGGAAGGUGCAUACAAUGAUCGCAGCGAGCGCAAGCACGAGCGUGAAAAGCAUCUUCAGAAUCAGCUGCUGGAUGUUCAGGAGAGCUACAACUCUCUUAGCCAGCGUCAUGCUAAGCUUAUCUCAACCAUGGCCACUGACUCGGAAUCGCACCCCAACGGCGAGGUUGACGAAGCUACAUCGGAGAUUGGUAAGAGCUCCGUAGAGAGGAUGCAGCGUUCUAAGUCUUUCGCCGAGUCUGUGGAGCAGAUGGUAUUGGAGUAUGAAAAGACUAUCCAGAGUCUAGAAGCAUCACUUUCCGACACUCGCUCGUCCUUAUCAGCCACCGAGAGCGAUCUGCUUGAGCGGGAGACCAAGUGUGCUUACAUUGAGACUGUGAGGGAGCAGCUCCAGUCCCGCGUCCAAAAGCUACUUGAUAGAGAAGCUAGCACGGAGAGUUAUCUUCAUGAGCUUGAGUCCAGGCUCGACGGACACUCUGGCGGCGAAGAAAAACAUGCUGCGAUUGUUGCUGAGCUUCGCAAGGAGCUCAGCCGUGCCCGCGACAGCGAGGCUAGCUGCGAGGAGUACAUUUCCACCCUCGAAGAACGCCUUGCUGAGGGCGACCAGGACAUGGAGUUGAUGCAACGUGAAGUGAUGAGAUUGGAACACGUGAUUGAACGUCAGCGAGGCCUUGGCCAACUAGACACUCUGCUCAGCCAGUUAGAUCAGCAUGGCGGGUCGGAUGUUAACGGGAACCAUUCCCAGUACCAACAGACCAGAGGCGUGCAGUCUGGUCAUAAGCACACACCUUCCCUAGAUGUUCUCAAUGAGGCAGCAGAGACAGCUAUCCCGGAGUCUGAUGAGGAUCUCGUUGGGCCUAUUAUGGAGGUUGAAGGCGAGUCUUCUGUACAUUCAGACUCAGACACUGAUGUGGACGGUGAAGACCUGAAGGUUUUGGAAUCCGCGACAAACAGGCUAGAAGCUCGCCGCUCUGAGGCUGUCUACGAGGAUCCCAUCUCAAGCCCUGCGCAGUCCAAAUUCGUUGCCGACAAGCUGGAGACAGUCACCCAGGAGCUCUUUGAUCUGCGCUUACAGCAUGAGAACACUGUGGGAGACUUUGAGAUCCUCGAGUCCAAGUAUGAGCAGGCCCUCAAAGCCCUCGCCGAGCUUCGCCAGGACAAGAUUGACGAAGCCCGCCACCCAGCACCCCUUCAAACCGAACUUUCGCCACGCCCUGUGUCUUUUUUAGACAAUGGAGGCACUCCGAUUUCCAAGUCUGGAGCACAACAUUCAUUCUCGCAAUCACUCUCCUCGGAAUUAUCCUCGGCCGGGGAACCAUCUACCUUGCGCGAAUCCUCUGAGGACGGUUCCAAGAUAGUUUCCUCCGCCCCUUCCACCCCGCAGGUGCUUUCCGCCGGCCAUGUGGACCCUGAGGAGUCAGAGAACAUGCGCAAGAUGCUUGCCGAGCAUCAAGAGAGCGCCGAACUCAUGACUGAAAAGUACAAUGAGUUGCAGGCCGAGCACGAGGAGAUUCUUGUUCUGGUAGAGAGGCUGAAGGCUGAAGCUCAACGUGCCAAGUCAAGCUCCCCGCCCUCUACUCCCGGAUUCAAGAUGAUUCGUCGCGUGACUAGCCAGAAUCUGCUAUCUGGCGUGGACCGCGCCACUCGUGCCCUAACCGGUCUGAGACUCAUUGCUACCGAAGAAUUUGCCGAGAAGCCAGAUGCCAUGCACAAUUUCGAUUACCACUUGGAUCAAACCAUGCACGAGUUGCAAAGUCGUAUGGAGCGCCUCCAAUCCCUCGAGUCUGAGAACCAAGGUGUGAAGAAAGAAAUGGAGAUGAAAGCUACUAUUAUCUCUGGUCUGACUAGGGAGCGAUCUAGUUUGACCGGUGCCUCGCCUGUGGACAUGGCGCUGGUUUCCCAGCUGCGCGAUCAGGUCGUUUCCCAAGAGGUGCAGAUUAACCAGCUUCAUCAAGCUCACGAGGACCGCCAGAAGGAGCUGAUGGCUGAGAUUGAGACUUUGAAGGGUCUUUUGAAGUCGCAGGAGAGCGCUACUCGGGCGAUGGAUGCUGGUGCCGAGGAACAGGACAAGAAAAUCGGUCAUCUGCAGGGUGAGCUCAUCGAAUGGCAAGACAAGCACCAGAGCGCUUUGGUGUCCCUGCAGUCCUCAGAGACGCAGCUUACAAGUACUCUCGCUGAACUGGAAAGUGCUCUGGCUUCCGUCGAGACGAUGCGAUCUGAGCGUGCGGCUGCCGGCGGUGAGUCUUCCGAUAGGGAGGCUGCUGCACGGGAGCUCGAAGGUGGCCGUGCUGAGCAGCAGGAUCUUGUGGAAAGCUUGAAGAAGGACAUCGAAGGCCACAAAGCUACCAUUGCUACCCAGCUUACAACUAUUGCCGGUCUAGAAAAGUCUCACUCUGAUGCCCAGGGUGAACUAGCUGCUCAGACUACCACCGAAGAAGCAACCAAUGCUGGUGCCGUUGACUUGGGUCUCACUUCGAGGGUUUCCGAACUUGAACAGGAGAUUUCCACCCACAAGUUGACUCUUGGCUCUCGUCAAGAUGAGUUGGAUACCCUCCAGGAAUCUCACAAGCGUGAACUAGCUGAGCUAGAGGAACGCACCAAGGCUGCAGCCCAGGCUGAUCACGAUGCGCGCGUUGCUGAGAAGGACGCUGAGCAUGAGCAAUCCAUGGCUACUUUGCAGAAGGACAUCGCGGAAUCUCGUGAUGAAUUAGUCAAGCUGCUGCAGGCUGUAUCCGCCAUUCUGAACUCCGAGGUCUCCGCUGAGACCUUGACAGAUCAGAUCCAGGAUGUGUUGGCCCAGAAGCAGAACUUCUCGGACAAAUAUUCCGAGCUUCUGGACACCAAUGAAGAUCUUCGCAAGCGACUUGAAGCCAAUGGCGAAUCCGACAGCCGUUUGGAAGAGCUGACUAAGAAGAAUACUGUCCAAGACGCCAAGGUUAAUGAGCUGGCUCUCCUGGUGGCUACACUAGAGGAUACUCUGCGCCAAAAGGACGAGCAGGUCAAGAAGAAGGAAGCCCUGGUCGAGGAGAUCACGAUUGAGAAACAAAAGAGCGUGCGUCUCGUCGAGGAAUUGGAAGAACAAAUCACCAGCAGCUUCGACCAGCACCACAACCGACUAUCUGUCAUCCAGCAAGAGCGUGAUCAAGCCCUGGAAGACGCCAAAGCUAAGAUCGUCAUCUACGAAGGCGACAUUGAAACCUAUCAAGUACGGAUCGAGCAGCUGGAGCUCCAGAUCAAGAACACCGGCACAGGCACAUCUGAUGGCUCCCACGACCGCAGUAGCUCCCUCACAUCCAACCUCCGCAAGAGCUCGUCAGCCGCUUCCCUCCCAUCGCCCCCGCCAGCGAUCCCACUCCCACCCCUCCCAACCAUUGCUUCCCAAUCCAACGGCUCAUCUAGCGUAUCCCCACCUAGCUCCCGCCACGCCAGCAAAGAGAUUGUCAAUGCCCAAAUAGCCGAGGACCAAGAAGCUCGCAUCCGAACAAUCGAAAAACAUCUUUAUGCCGAAAAGCAGCUCACCGCUACCUUGGAAGAAGCGCUUGGCGACCUCGAGGCGCAAAGCAGCAAAGUCAAGAGUGACUGCGAAGCAUGGAAAAAGAAAGCCUGGGGCUUUGAAGAUGAGCUCAACUCUCUCCGGAAGGAGCGCAGCUCUGCUCGUCUUUCUCUCCAAGCCGUUGAAGAAGAGCGCAACGCUCGUCGCGAGGCUGAAGCUGCUCGUGCUCAACUGGAAGAACGCAUGCUUGCCCUUAAUAAGAAGAAGAAGAAGAGUACUCUGAACUGCUUCUAA
Messenger RNA from Penicillium salamii, 5229 nucleotides. Lineage: Eukaryota; Fungi; Ascomycota; Eurotiomycetes; Eurotiales; Aspergillaceae. The record is from the annotation of a GenBank genome assembly.